This is a messenger RNA of Daktulosphaira vitifoliae (grape phylloxera), 3263 nucleotides long. Its product is annotated as NFX1-type zinc finger-containing protein 1-like. The record is from RefSeq and is a predicted model, not a curated record. Gene Ontology annotation, molecular function: helicase activity. NCBI's taxonomy places the organism in Eukaryota, Metazoa, Arthropoda, Insecta, Hemiptera, Phylloxeridae. Gene Ontology annotation, cellular component: nuclear RNA-directed RNA polymerase complex. The transcript has 7 exons. Bases 352 to 3108 code for a protein of 918 amino acids. Gene Ontology annotation, biological process: regulatory ncRNA-mediated heterochromatin formation.
AAUGGAUAAGAUCUUAUCUAUUCUGCGGUUAAAUGAUAAUAACAAUUCUACAAUUUUUUCUACAGUGGUCUUAUUAAUUCUUGUAAAUAAAAUUUAUAAGAUUAAAUGGAUUUAUCAUUAUUUUGUUACUCAAUAUUAUAAUUUACUAAUUUAUUUAAAAGUUUAAACUAUAUUUGCACUACGAAAUUUAUCAAAUUAUUUAUUCAAAGAGUGAAUAUUAUUAUGUUAUGUUUUUAUCAUAUGCAUAGUGUUCACAUGAAUAGUUUAUAAAUAAAGUAAUAGGUAUAUGAGUUUCAUCAAUAUAAAUGAAGAAUCAGUAAUGUAUAUGUUGAAACGAAAAUAAUCGUAAAAAUGGGAGGUUUGCCUGAAGAAUUUUUCAAAUCAUUUCGUUCUCACACUAUUUAUCCAACCGUAAAUGACAUUGAUUUUGUGAAUUCACUUCCAUAUAAUCUUGAUAAAGGUCCAUAUAAAUCUGAAGAACACUAUUUAGAUACUCAAUUUAAAUUAUUGCGUGAAGAUUUUAUUUAUCCAUUAAGAAAAGCAGUCCAAUAUUAUCGUAAAAAUAAAAAUGCAGAUGGUACUCACUUAGUAGUGAAUAAUGUUCAUUUUGAUGGAUCUAGAGAAUUUGUUGGUAAUAAACUAGGUUUAAUUUUUAAGUUUGAUCCAACUCAUUUUAAUGUAAAUUUAUUUAUUAAUGGCUUCCUAUUACUGUUUUCUAAGGAUGACUUUAAUACUUUUUAUACUGGACUUGUUUUAAAAGAUGAUAAAGAUAAUCUUAAUUCUGGUAUUUUACAUGUUGAGAUGCUUAGCGAAUUAGAUAUUAUUCCUAACACAACCUUCUUAAUGGCUCAGUAUGAACAGUUUUAUGUACCUUAUAAUUGGACUCUUAAAGGAAUUCAACAAAUGAAUACUCAACAGUUUCCAAUGAAAGAAUACAUUGUAGAAGCCAAAAACAUACCUAGUACACCCAAAUACUUAAGAGAUUCAAAUUUUCAAAUUUAUGAUCUUGAUGAUUAUAGAUUUAAUAUUUUGAAGGAUGAAGAAUGGCCAUCAGAAGUGUAUUUACAGCAGGAAAGUACUCAGUUCAAUGCUUUUAAAGCAGCUUUAACUGAAGAAUGUGUAUUGAUUCAAGGUGCAUCAGGAACAGGUAAAACUUUUAUAGGCCAGAGAAUUGUUAAAACUUUAAUUGAAAAUUUGUAUGUUAAUAGUCGUUUAAAAAACCCUAUAGCAAUUAUUUGUAAUAAUAAUCUUACCUUAGAUCAUUUUUUAAAAGGAAUACUUAAGUUAUCAGAUAAACUUAUUAGAAUUGGUAGUCAAUCAAAGCAUAAUAUUUUAAAAAAACAUAGCUUAAAAGAAAUAGUAAAACUUCAUAAUUUAAAAAUUGACAACGAAUUAGAAUCCUGUAUUAAAUCUAAAGAAGAAGACAUUUUAAAGUAUUAUAAAAAAUGUGAUCAGUUGUAUGAAGGUAUUUUAGAUUGGAAUAUUUUAAAACAAGUAAUACCAGAAGUAUCAAGUACAACAUUUACAGAUUCAUGGGAUUUUUUGAAUUGGCUAUUUCAUCCUUUUUCUGUCGAUAAAAUAAUGAAAAAAAAUUCAUUUAAUUACCAAUAUGAUCAACAUUGCUUAAAACCUAAUGAUAUAAAGCAAUGCUUGCUAGAAUUAACUGAAGAAGUGACCAAUGGUAGUGAGUAUCAUUCACUAAAAAUAACACAGCAUAUAUCAAUUUUAAAGAAGUUCCUUGAUAAUUUUGAAGCUAUGUUGACAUUUAAUUAUCUUCAUCUUCAAAAUGACCAAAUAUAUGUUGAUGAUUUACAUUUAGUGCCAGCUAAUCAAAGGUGGACUUUAUAUUAUCAUUGGAUACAAAGAAUUGUAAAAACAUAUAAAAAUAUGAUAAACAAAAUUUGGAUUGAAUACAUUGAAUUGUAUAAAAGACUUGACAAAAAUAGGCUAACUCAGACUAUGGAUAUAUUUGAAGGGAUAUAUGUAAUAGGCCUGACUACAACUGGAGCUGUAAAAAACAAAGAUUUAUUAGAAUAUUUAAAACCACCUAUUGUUAUUAUGGAAGAAGGAGCUGAAACCUUAGAACCUUUUAUUGUUGCUGCUUUAACGGAACAUGUACAACAUUUGAUUAUAAUUGGUGAUUUAAAACCUGAAAGGCCAAAACUAUCAUCUUACAGUUUAGCCAAAGGUUAUAAUUUUAAUCAAACAUUGAUAGAUAGAUUAAUUAAUAAUGGUAUGCCUUUAUAUCAACUAACUAAACAAUUCAGAAUGCGACCAGAAAUUCUAUCAAUUGUUUUACCAUGUUUUAAUCAAAAAUUAAAAAACAGUGAACUAACUAAAAAUUUACCAAGUGUUAAUGGAAUUUCUAAAAAUGUUUUUUUUCUUGAUCACAAUUGCAUUAAGGAAUAUGAUUUUAGUAAUAAUACAAAUUUACAUGAGGCUAAUUUUUUGAUUAGCCUUGCAAGAUAUCUUCGUCUUCAAAACUAUAAAUCGGAAGACAUUUUAAUUUUGACAUCUCAUAAAAAUCAAGUUUUACUAAUGAAUAAGCUAAAAGAAGAAUCUUCACUCGUAUCUGAUAUUAAUGUGUCUUUAGUUGACAACUGUGCAAUUAAUGAAUGUGAAAUUGUAUUAUUAUCAACAAUAUAUAACAAACAAGAUUCUUGUUAUUGGAAACAUGAAAAUAGAAUAUACUCUUCUCUUACUAGAGCUAAAAUUGGAUUGUACAUUAUAGGAAAUAUUAACAAUCUUAUUACCCAAAAUGAUCUUUGGAGUUCAAUUUAUAGUUCUUUGAAAAAUCAAAACAGUUAUGGAAGUGAUUUAACUUUAGAAUGUUCAAUACAUUAUGGUACAUUCUCAAAAGUUACUACUCAUGAAGAUUUUGUAACAAAUAAAUGUAAAAAGCCUUGUCUUCAUCAACUAAAAUGCAAACAUUACUGUUUAAGUAGCUGUCAUGUUCGCGAUCGUGAUCAUAGUUAUAUUUUCAAGUGCAAAAAUAUUAAUUGCAGAACUUCCAAAUCACUUAUACGAUAUCCCUUGAGAGAUAUUCUGUUAUUAUUAUGGGAAUAUAGUAAGAAUAUUAUUUAUGAAAUCAUCAGUCAACCAAUUUGAAAUCAUUAGUUUUGUUUGACGGCUUAGAAUUUGAACAUUUAUAACAAGGAUUUAUUUAUUUUAAUCUAGUCAAAGUCGAUUAUUAUUUAUUUUAUUUAUCUUGUAUUAACUAGUCAUAUAAUAUUUUCAGUAUUAAAAUUAAAUACAAAUCCAUA